This is a messenger RNA of Chiloscyllium plagiosum (whitespotted bambooshark), 1152 nucleotides long. RefSeq names its product paired box protein Pax-4-like. Lineage: Eukaryota; Metazoa; Chordata; Chondrichthyes; Orectolobiformes; Hemiscylliidae. Gene Ontology annotation, molecular function: RNA polymerase II cis-regulatory region sequence-specific DNA binding; DNA-binding transcription factor activity, RNA polymerase II-specific. The record is from RefSeq and is a predicted model, not a curated record. Gene Ontology annotation, biological process: regulation of transcription by RNA polymerase II; anatomical structure development.
AACACCAAUCAAUGAUGACAAUAGAGAGAAGCUGAGUCUGAAUCUGAAACAAUGUCACAUAAAGGUGUGGGCUGUGUGAAUCAACUUGGAGGGGUCUUUGUGAAUGGACGCCCCUUACCCACCUGCAAGCGGAAGAGGAUCAUCGAAAUGGCAGUGGGUGGCAUCAGGGCAUGUGACAUCUCCAGGAUUUUACAGGUGUCCAAUGGCUGUGUGAGUAAGAUUCUGGGCCGAUACUACCAAACAGGAUCUGUUGGUCCAAAAGCGAUUGGUGGGAGUAAACCACGACUGUCAACUCCAGAGGUGGUGGCUAAGAUUGCUUACUUUAAAUGGAAUAAUCCCUCAAUGUUUGCCUGGGAAAUCCGUGGGAAGUUAUUGUCGGAAGGAAUCUGUACCAAGGACAAAAUUCCUAGUGUUUCUUCUAUUAACCGAGUCUUGCGGAACCUGCAGUCUGACCUACAAAUGUCUACAACUGAGAUCACAACACGGAACCAAUUGACAGGAGAUCUUGGAGAACAAGAAAUAGAUGGAAGUUUUAACAUCUUGCCGUCUGAUUUUGUUGAAGAUGUUCAGCCAAACUGUCAGCAAAGGAAUCGAACAGUUUUCACACAAGGGCAGGCUGAAGAGUUAGAGAAAGAAUUCAGAAGAACACAAUAUCCAGAUGUGUUUGCACGAGAAAACUUAGCUUCAAAAACAUCUCUUCCAGAGGCUCGAAUCCAGGUCUGGUUUUCCAAUCGACGAGCCAAAUGGAGACGAGAAGAGAAGGUGAAAAACAGAGGUGGUCUUUUAAAUGGUACCACAUGUGGUUUGAUGUUAAACCAACUACAAGCUUCACCUCAUGGUUUUUCAACAUUUCAUCCAUCACCAAUGAUUGACAGUCUGUCUCUGCAGCCUCACCAGCCUCAAACUGUACAAGCAAAUCCUGCCUUUUUGUUUCCUGAGACACUGAAGUCACACAGAUGUGAUCUCUACAGCAUGGCAGAAUCACAAUUGUGCAUGAACACCACUACAGAGCCUUGGAAGAUGCAUGGCUUUGAUCUAUACAGAACAUUGGAAUCACCUUCAUGUUGGGGCCCUGGACCAGUGUACACCUCAGAUGUCCCUAAUGGUAAGGCUGGUUGUACCCAGAAAGUAUUUUAUGAUGUAUUAGGAUGA